Molecule: messenger RNA, 387 nt
Organism: Mycosarcoma maydis (corn smut)
Lineage: Eukaryota; Fungi; Basidiomycota; Ustilaginomycetes; Ustilaginales
Exons: 2
Coding region: 1-387 (128 amino acids)
Source: RefSeq, a predicted model, not a curated record
AUGGUCUACAACACGCUUGGAGUCUUUGCCGGUCUGUCGGGCGCUGUUGGCGUUGGUCUCGGUGCCCUUGGUGCGCACGCCAUGAAGAGCCAACUCAACGCCUACCAGAUGGGCGCUUGGACAACGGCUACUCAGUACCAGCUUCUGCACAGCUUGGCGCUGCUCUACACUGUCAGUCUUCCCCAGACCGGUCCGGUGGUCGCAGCAGGCUAUGCAUUUGCCACGGGAAUCACCUUUUUCAGCGGUUCCAUCUACGGCCUCUGCCUCACCAAGCCUGAAAACCCCAUCCGCAAGGUUCUCGGCCCCAUCACACCCCUCGGUGGUCUGUCGAUGUUGGCAGGUUGGCUCUUCCUUGCCUAUGCUAAGCGUCCACGUACACUCCGCUAA